Molecule: messenger RNA, 6978 nt
Organism: Zootoca vivipara (common lizard)
Lineage: Eukaryota; Metazoa; Chordata; Lepidosauria; Squamata; Lacertidae
Gene: TRA2B
Product: transformer 2 beta homolog
Molecular function (GO): RNA binding
Source: RefSeq, a predicted model, not a curated record
UCGCCAACCCACGGAGGCGGGGCUUCUGUGGCGUCGUCACUUCCUCUGCGGAGAAGACUCGCGAACGGACGGUUUGGCUGUAGCAACCGCGGUCGGCGUCCAGCGCUCCGAGGCGGGAGGAUGAGCGACAGCGGGGAGCAGAACUACGGCGAGCGGGAGUCCCGUUCCGCUUCCAGAAGCGGAAGCGCUCACGGUUCCGGCAAGUCUCCAAGACACUCGCCUGCAAGAUCUAGGUCCAAGGAAGGUUCAAGGCGAUCUAGGUCAAAGUCUAGAUCAAGAUCUGAAUCUCGAUCCAGAUCAAGGAGGAGUUCUCGCAGACAUUAUACGAGGUCUCGUUCACGUUCUCGAUCCCAUAGGAGGUCAAGAAGCAGAUCUUACAGCCGCGACUAUCGUCGCCGUCACAGUCACAGCCAUUCUCCUAUGUCUACUCGUCGGCGUCAUGUUGGCAACAGAGUAAGGCUGGGAUGGCAGCAGUUGACCAGAGAUAAUUCAGCUGUGUGUGUCUUUGGAGGUUCUAAAGUUUUCAAAUUACCCAGAAAUCAUGCAAAUCCUGACCCAAACUGUUGUCUUGGUGUAUUUGGAUUAAGCUUGUACACAACAGAAAGGGACCUGAGAGAGGUAUUCUCCAAAUAUGGCCCAAUUGCUGAUGUUUCUAUUGUAUAUGACCAGCAGUCCCGACGUUCUAGAGGAUUUGCCUUUGUGUACUUUGAAAGUGUUGAUGAUGCUAAGGAGGCAAAAGAACGUGCUAAUGGAAUGGAACUUGAUGGAAGAAGGAUCAGAGUUGAUUUCUCAAUAACAAAAAGGCCUCACACACCUACUCCUGGAAUUUAUAUGGGGAGACCUACUUAUGGAAGUUCCCGACGGAGAGAUUACUAUGACAGAGGUUUUGAGAGAGGAGGCUAUGAUGACCGUGACUAUUAUAGCAGAUCAUACAGAGGAGGAGGUGGUGGCGGAGGAGGUGGUGGAGGAGGAGGAGGGUGGCGAGGUGCCCAAGACCGGGAUCAGAUGUACAGGCGAAGAUCACCAUCUCCCUAUUACAGCAGGGGGGGCUACAGAUCUCGCUCCCGGUCUCGAUCCUAUUCACCUCGUCGCUAUUGAAGUGUGAAACAAGAACUUUGUAGCUACAGACAGUGCAUUGAGAUUGCAAUCUUGUGGACAAUACUUUGUUACUUUUGUUCAAGUCUAAUAGUGCCUAGUGAAUAGGUGACUUUUACACCUUUUAUGGAGACUACUUUUGGUGAAGUUUUAAAAUGCUGUUUCAUUCUGCAUAUUUGUGUAGUUUGUGCUUUGUUCAAAGUUAUGUUUUGAGAACAGUAUGUCUUCUGCAUGUGUUUCAGUCUGAACUUUGCAGAAGGGUUUCUAUUGUCCAAAGUUCUUCGUUCAGUUUUUUUUUACAGUUUCCAAGGUAUUUUGAAGAACAAAACCUGUGUAAUAUGCUUUGAAAUGGUGGCAUAAUAAAGUUUUUUUUUUAACUUACUUUGAAGCCCUUAUCUCCUACUUAGCCAAAGUUUGAGUCAGAGAAAUAAUUAAACCUUUACCAAAUUCAGAGCCGUAUCCAAAAUUCUGUACCCCAAACCUUUCUCAAAUACUUUCUGUAAUAUGAAGUAUGAAUAAAAACCCACAUUGCUAUAACUUGCUAUUUCUGUAAGUAGGUUAAGCUUUUCAUAUUAGCAGGUGUAAGUGCUGGAAACUUGUGAUAAGGAACAUAUAUUUUAUGAUAUAAAGGUGAUCUGGAAAUUUGGUUGUUAAAACAGUUUUCAUAACAGUCCCUAAAUUGUUUGCAUUCCAUGUCCAUUAAUGUGCAAUUAAUUAUUCCCUUAGGAGCAAAGCUGACUAAACAGUUCUUGUGUUGUAUUUAAGGAUAUGUUGGGGGGGGGAGGGACUUCAAGCUCAUCAGUUUUAAAAAGCUGCAUUAACAGUUCACAUACACAUGUAAUAGUGUAUUGUGUAUUUCACAGGUGCUUCAGUUUGAAUCCUCCUGUUUAGGUGGGAGCUCUUAUUUCAGUGCUUUCAAAUGUAUAGCUUUAUUAUACAAAAUAAAAGCCCCAGUAAAAUAGGUUCAUCUCCAUUUCUCACCCACCUUAUCCUCUGAAAUCCAUUUUUAGAAUCCAGGAAACUACUUUAGAAAAAUUCUCUGUGUCCAGUUGCUGGGUGACAACAAAUAUGUGCUCCUGAGAGCUUGAGAGUUGCACACAUUUCAUCAUGAGAAAUGUUAAACUCUUAACACCUCUGAACCAGGCAUUUAAAUAACUUGCCUGCUGGCCUUUUAAUUUACUGCAAAUCCCAGCUUCAAUACCAGGUGAGUUAGCUUUCAACGCAUAGUACUUUUCUCAUCUCUGCUAUGCAAUUAAAAUCUUGGAUGCAGCCCAUGUUAAAGGCAUGGUGGUUAAGUAUCAUCUCAUUAAGUGAUCUGUUAUACUUAGUAAGAACAUUAGCUAUAUAGGCAUCCCUCCUUUUUUGUUUUUAUAUGGUAGAUGACUGACAUUCUGGGUUUAAAGAAUCUAAAAAUAGGGAAUGAGCUUUACAUUUUAAACCAGCAGCCCUACUCUUCUUCAUUGGGGCAGGGGGGACUAGACACAUGCCUCAUUGCAGUAUACAGAGAUGUAAUUGAAAAGCAAUGUGACACCUUAAGACAAGACUUGCUGUGGCAUAAGCUUUCUGUGAACUAAAACCUCUCACAUUACAGGUUCUUUAAGUCAGUGUUUCUCAACCUUUUUUGGGCCACGGCACACUUGUUCCAUGAAAAAAAUCACGAGGCACACCACCAUUAAAAAAGUUAAAAAAAUUAACUCUGUGCCGCCCUAUAUUAUAAUUAUGACUGUAAGAAACACUUCCCAAAUAUUGCUUUCCGGCGGGUCAGUGAUGUGUAUUGGCGGCCGCCAGGCUCGUUUGCACUGAGCUUUGGGAAAGAGGAGGAGAAAUAUUGCUUUCCGGCGGGUCAGCGCUGUGUAUUGGUGGCCGCCAGGCACGUGACAAUGCAAAUCGCCCUUCUCGUCGCCGCACACUAGUGUGCCACGGAACAGUGGUUGAGAAACGCUGCUUUAAGUGUCCGUGCACUUCGCCUGUUAUGUCUGUCGGAGAAUAUACAACUGGGGAUAUACAUUGUAGAUGUGGUAGUUUGUUCUGGUCCACAUCACAGGACUUCUAGUUGGUUUGUGGUCAGCAGUUAACAUGUUUAUUGUGUGUUAAAGCUGGCCAAUUUUUUAACAGGCCUGAUCUUCUGAAUGAAUAAAAGUAAUACAGUCAAACCUUGAUUGUCAAACGUACUGCAUUCUGGAAGCCCUUACGGCUUUUGAAGCGUUCGACAACAUAGGUGUGACUUCCAAUUGGUUGCAAGAGCUUCUGCACUCAAGCAGAAGCCGCGUCAGACGUUUGGCUUCUGAAAAACGUUCAAAAACUGGAGCAUUUACUUCCAGGUUUUCAGCGUUUGGGAGCCGAAACGUACAAUAAUGGAGGCAUUCAGGAACCGAGAUUUGACUGUACACAGAAUCACCAGCUCUUAAGUAUUAUAUGAUUUGGCACAGUUUUCUCAAGAGAAUGUAAGCUACUAUAGUGGUCUUCAAGUUUCAUGCAUACAUCAGUUGUGUUUGACCUAGAAGGGUCAUCGAUGCAGGCUACAGUAGCACUACUCGGGUUAUUUUCAGACUCAUGCUUGUUCUCUCCCCAUUCUAAUCGUACAAAGAUCAAGAAGCAGUUGGGCCCUGCUAAGCAGUUAAAGAAACCUGAGCCAUAACUCAAAACAAGAUUGGUUCAAUGAAUAUGGGGUCUGAAUCUAAAAAUCAAAGGCAAUUAAAUAUUCCCUGGAGUGAACAAAAAGGGUUUUUAUUUAACUUUCUUAAAAAAUGAGCCUUAAUAUCCCAUUGCUCUAGGCAAGUUGAUCCUGAACUAUGUAAAGUUGCCUUCGGGUUAUUUGCCAGGCUUCAUGAGAAUCAUAAGGAUGCUGUUCUGUUAACAACUCUGUUGUGCAGCUGAAGCCCCCAAGCACAUAAAUGUUAACCGAGGAACACCACACUCUUUGUGAAAACUGCCAUAACCCCAUAAUAUCACUGAUGUGUAUGCCAGUUGCCAUAUAUAAACCUGUUGCCUCUACAGCCCACUUAACUGUGUGCAUGAAAGCUGAUGAAACAAGUUGAGAGUGGUAGAGGUACUGAGUAUAUAAUGUCCAGCAAAGCCCUACAAUCGAGGCCCAUUCUUGAUUGUCGUCCUGUAUUAAUACUGUCAAGACAUAAUAGCCUCCCUGGGCCUGCAGAGGCUUUGCAGCAGAGCAUGAAGAGGACACAUUGCCCUUACAUUCACCAGCAUGGAUGCAAUCCAAACUACCCAGAAAGAAUGCUGCAAAGCUAUUGUCCUAUGAAGACAGAUGGUUGGCAACCACUUACCCAGUAGAGGUGGAGGCAGUGCUAUAUAAAACGUCGAACACAGCACAAAUGUUUCUUCGUACUCCACAGCAGCAUUUUUGAACCUAAAAGUGCCCACUUGCAAGAUCUUCCAUAUGCACACCCAAGCAAAAACUCACUGGGUAUGCAUGAUAGGCCCUACACUUUGCUACUGCUUCACCUCCAAAAGGAGUUGUGAUCCCAAAACUGAUGUAGCAGUUGUUAGGCCUGUUUUAUCACUUAACAAAGUGCUUAAAACAUUAAGCACUGUACACAGAUUAAAAAUGUACAUAUUCCAGCCCACACAUUUAGAAUCCUAAAGACACUAUACAAAAGGAAAAAUGGGUUUGGAGGGAAGAGGCCAAUUGUUGGCAUCUGUUUUGUGAGUCAGUGGAGUGUGCUUCCAGGGGUGAAGUCAAACUGCUUUGUUAGCACCAAAGUGACCUCCCUAGGGUGCAAGCCCAGGCAGCGUGUAUGGAGGUCCUGGGCUGCCCAAAUGGUAAGACCCACAUCUCAGCCUCACUGAUGUCCAAAGGAAAGCAGAGCAAUAUGUUUGAUACCAGCUUUGCUGCAGGAGUUGCCAGAAGCAGACAUACAAGAAGCCAACCAUCUAAGGGACUCCACUCUGGAUUUGGGUAAGGUUUAAAGGUAAAGGGACCCCUGGCCAUUAGGUCCAGUCGCGGAUGACUCAGGUUGCGACGCCCAGGUGACUGGGGUGUGGCGCUCAUCUCGUUCCAGGCCAAGGGAGCUGGCAUUUGUCCACAGACAGCUUUCCAGGUCAUGUGGCCCAGCAUGACUGAUAUGCUUGUGGCACAACAGAACACCGUGACAGAAGCCAGGGCACACAGGAAUGUCGUUUACCUUCCUGCUACAGCUGAUACUUAUUUAUCUACUUGCACUGGUGUGCUUUCAAACUGCUAGGUGGGCAGAAGUUGGGACAGAGCAAUGGAAGCUCACCCUGUCAUGCAGACUCGAACUGCUGACUUUCCUAUCGGCAAGCCCAAGAGGCUCAGUCGUUUAGACCUGCAUCCCAGAGGUACUACCACUUACCUAACACCCCAUGCACCUGAGGGAAGAGGAAAACAACGAACAUGGGCAUCAAUUCCUUAAGUUACACCAUUCCGUCUACUUUUGGCAUUCACAGGUGAGACUUGUUGCUUAUGCAGCCAAAACAGAAUCACCUACGGAGUGAAAUACCAGCAGGCUUGGGGAGCACCAAGGUUGUCAAAGUACAAAAAGGGGGAUAGAUGAAAGAGGAGACUGCAGAAACUGCUCAGUGAGAACUGGGCAUGCUCGGUGGUCAUAAAAUUCUGGCUUAGAUGGGACAAAGGGCAGGGGAACAAUUUACUGAAAGUAAGUAUUGUAUGAAUGGCUAACUGGAACACUGAAAGCACUGAACACUGCUAGAUUUUCAGGUCCCAUUUGUAGGCCUCAUAGUUGCACAAUUCCAAAAACCAUCUACUUCUAUCAUAGGUCUAUCUGUUGCAGUGAAAUAGGUGAGCCACAAUUAAUUUCCAGAGCUCACAUGGCUGGUACAUCCCCAAUACUUUCAGAAGCUCACAUUUUUAGCUGUCUUUUCUUAUCCUGAUCUAAUACAUAGAUUCAGCAACAUGCCAGAUCUUCAGCAUCUUCUGUAUAUACUGUAUUGGGCAGCUUCUUUAGAGCAGCUUGCUGUUCCCAUUCUUCUUAGAGAUCAGGGGUGAGGACCCUUUCUGAUGAGCCAGAGAGCUUUAUCUCCCCCACCUACGUAGGCGGGACCACACCUAUGUCAAUCAUCAGUUUUUAUCAUGCUAAAAGUGUUGCCCUGACCACCUGUCGGAGUUUGAGGACAAUAAUUUAUUUUGAUUACUGGAACUGAACUGAGCUCACAGUCCUUCCACACAAAGUUCAAUUCCUAAUUAUCCCAACCAUGCUUCAUUUCAGUUCCCUUAAUUAAAAGGGGGCAAGGGGGGUGAGAGCACAUCCUAAUCUAUAUUCUGCCUACCUCUGCAAUAAGUGUACCAUUAUCACCUGCAAUUUCUCUACCUUUUUAAAAAGUGUGGAAAUGCUAUACUCAAUGUGCAGGGCUAGUUGGGUGACUUUGCAUGCACCAGAAAGCUAGCAUCGCAUAGAUCUCAUGUUCACACAGCGCACUCUUGUGGUAUUUCAUGAGUCUGGCAGCUGUAGCUCAUGGAGUGACUUGAGCUCAUUGUAGCAGAAAAAGAGACUUACCAUCUCUGUAACUUAAUAGCCAAGGAGGAGUCUCUGCCUAGACUGGGAGCAAAACCAACCUUGGAAGAAUUACCCAGUACAGUAGUACCUUGGGUUACAAACUUAAUUCGUUUCGGAGGUCCGUUCUUAACCUGAAACUGUUCUUAACCUGAGGUACCACUUUAGCUAAUGGGGCCUCCUGCUGCCGCCACGCCACCGGAACACAAUUUCUGUUCUCAUCCUGAAGCAAAGUUCUUAACCCGAGGUACUACUUCCAGGUUAGCAGAGUCUGUAACCCGAAAUGCUUGUAGCCCGAAGUGAAUCACAUAGGUUUCAUGACUAAGCAGUCACACAUAAAAAAGAGUAGUUACAGGUAGGUAGCCGUGUUGGUCUGACACAGUCAAAACAAAAU